UGUUGUGCGGACUGAGCAGUUUGCACUUCCAUGCUUCAGUCCUGUGAAGCUGAACUGAGCCGAACAAGUUUAUGGUUUACUCUGUGUACUGACUGGACCUCACGGAGCGUUACUGUACGCUACGACGUGUCAUUGUUAACCCGCUGAAAGGAGCUGUGUCCCGCCUGGUGAUGGCUAACGAGCGGCUCAGAGCUCUGGAGGAUGUGGAGAAGGAGAUAGCGAUGGUCCUGCAGUGUGCCGGUAACAUUGUCCUGGAGCUCUCCAAAGACAAACACAACGCCAGCUUCCUGGACAGACAGCUGGUCCAGUUCCAGAGCUCCGUCAACCGGGUGGAGAGUGAACUGAGCGGCCAGAUCCGCUACCUCACCCAGGUAGCUACUGGUCAGCCUCACGAAGGCUCCACGUACUCAGCCAGGAAGGACUGUCAGAUGGCUCUGAACAGGGCAGAGUACGCCAAGGUCAAACUGGGAGAACUGGGACGGACCUGUGAAGUCAUGCUGGAGCAGCAGCAGCAGCAGCAGCAGCAGCAACAGCAGCAGCAGCAGCAGCAGCAGCAGCAGCAGACAUGAGAGGAGAGAGGGCGGCUGACUGGUGGAUUCAUGAUCAAUGGGCAACACUUGAUGAGGCUGAUGAGCCACAUCCUCCACUUCUACCACCAGCAUUACAUGUUUUUUAAUAAUCCUUUUUUUAUUGUAGUGAUAAAUACUGAGUUUCACAGGAAACACACAAAAAAACAUGUUAUAUACAAGAUGUCUGAUUUUCUAAGGAGUGUAUGUUGAGUAUAUUUUGUUGCUCAUGGUCAAUUUUUUCUUCUUCAUGCACAACUACCAAGACCUCUGAAGACCAACAGAAAGAGCAGUGUUCAGGUUUGUCCUUCAGUCUCACACUUCAACAGAUUCAUUGUACAGGUGUUGAAGCAUUUUAGCCGCUGAUGGAGCCUCAUGUACGGAGCAUGUGAGACUGUUAGAAGAGACUAACCGACAGUAAUAAGUAAACAAUGAUGAUGAUGACCUGGCUGUCAUAUGUUGUACAGUCUUUUGGACCAAUAUGAAAUGUUAAUACAGAAACACAGUGAAGUGACUCUGAUCCAGGACCUCGACACAUGACAGUCCUCCAUCAGUGAGACUCUGGAGACGCUUCACCUCCAGGUCCAGUCCAGCGUCAUUAACUCUUCAGACAUGUCCUGCUCUCACACCUGCACCGGUCAGCUUCUGUUUGACAGCUGGAAAUAUUUUUCACAGAAUACAUAAAGCUCUGUACGACAACUUUUUUUUGUUAAACAGCAAAAUAAAGACUUUUUUUUUUUUCUAGUUACAACAGUUUUUACCUUUUAUUGAGUAAACAACAUAAAGAUCAUGUAACAUUGUUUCUUCUUAUAUUUGAAGUGAGAUGUUUCCUAUAAAUGUUUGAUUAUAAUGGUAAUAGAUGUGAUAUCUUACAUUUGCAUUUAUUAUACAAAUCUCAUAUUUCUCAUAAAACAAUGUGCGAAAAAAAAUCAGGCAGAUUCGACACUUAUGAACCGAUUGUCACACAGGAGAGACUCAGUGUAGGAUUUACAGUCUUUGAUGCCGUAGCUCAGGCUCAAUAUGUGUGGACCAGGACAAACCAGACGCUGUGGUUGAUCGUCCAUGUGGUUGACUCGCAUAUUAAAAUAUGACAGACAGAAUCAGCUCCAUGCUAACAGUUUAGUUCCACACUACAGUGAGAUCACAGUGAAGAAUAUAAUGAAGCAUAACGGGUGUAGUUACGUUGCAACAUGAUUGAACAGAUGACUCUAAACAUGGGCGAACAUCUUCCGUUUUUCAGGGUAACUGGUUAUUAAAUAAAGUGUUGGACAGAUCUGAGUUUCCACACAGGAUGAAAAGUUAUUACAGUUCAUCCUUGGGGGAACAUCAUCCAAUGGUUUUAGGGAUUAGAGGCCAGAU
Messenger RNA from Seriola aureovittata, 1925 nucleotides. RefSeq names its product mediator complex subunit 11 (gene med11). The record is from RefSeq and is a predicted model, not a curated record. Lineage: Eukaryota; Metazoa; Chordata; Actinopteri; Carangiformes; Carangidae. Gene Ontology annotation, molecular function: transcription coregulator activity. The transcript is spliced from 3 exons. Bases 171 to 569 code for a protein of 132 amino acids. Gene Ontology annotation, biological process: regulation of transcription by RNA polymerase II. Gene Ontology annotation, cellular component: mediator complex.